AUGCCUCAGUUGCUGCGGAACAUUACUGGGAUCAUCGACGCCUUCAGUCGCUACGCCAAGACCGAGGGUGACUGCAAGUCACUGACCCGAGGAGAGAUGAAAAGGCUCUUGGAGAGGGAGUUCGCAGACGUCAUUGUGAACCCCCACGAUCCGGGCACUGUCGAUGAAGUCAUGCGCCUGCUGGAUGAGGAUGAAACGGGGACUGUGGAAUUCAAAGAAUUCCUGGUGCUGACCUUCAAGGUGGCCCAGGCCUGUUUCCAGGCCCUGAGUGAAAGUCCUGAGGGAGCUUGUGGAUCUCAAGAGUCUGGACGUCAUCGCACUGGAGCCUCACAAGAGCUGAGGGAGGGUCAGAGACGUCCCACUGAAGUAGGAGGGGCUGGGGCAAGUCAGCUCCCUGAGGGAGGCAGCGGUGGGCAGAGCCCCCAGAUGUCCAGGGGGCAGGACAUCAGCUCCACUCAGGCUGGUCACCGGGGUAGGCAGACUGAAUCCCAAAGACAGGAGAACCCAAGCCAGCAGGAACAAGAGGCAGGGCAAGUCAGGCAGACUCGGAUACCAGAGGAGAGGCAUCAUCAGACCAGGGAGGGGAGAUCAGACAGAGAGCCUCAGACCAGGGAACAAGAUGGAGCCCACCAUAGCAGAGAGUCCGUGACUGGUACCACCCAAACCCCAGGGUCACAAACUCACACCAUGGAGCAAGACAGAGGUCGUCAGAGGGGAAACACCAGCACCCAGUCCAGGGAGUCCACCUCUGGUCAAAGCAGGGGGAGCCAGGGACAAGACAUGAGCCAGACCAGACAAACGGUAACAGGGGGGCAUCUUCAGACCCAGACAGGGUCACAAGGUCACACCACGGAGCAAGACAGAGGCCAUCAGAGGGGGAACACCAGGAAGCGCAAGCAGACAAAAGCAAUAAAAGCCACCGACGCCGCUGCUGUCCUGAAGUAG
Molecule: messenger RNA, 945 nt
Organism: Echinops telfairi (small Madagascar hedgehog)
Lineage: Eukaryota; Metazoa; Chordata; Mammalia; Afrosoricida; Tenrecidae
Gene: CRNN
Product: cornulin
Exons: 4
Coding region: 1-945 (314 amino acids)
Biological process (GO): regulation of phosphatidylinositol 3-kinase/protein kinase B signal transduction; cellular response to cytokine stimulus; positive regulation of cell cycle G1/S phase transition
Cellular component (GO): cytoplasm
Molecular function (GO): calcium ion binding; transition metal ion binding
Source: RefSeq, a predicted model, not a curated record